UUUGAACUAAGAUUGAGUGAAACUUUUUGGAGUUUCAAUCACUAUUUGUGCCCCGUCGAUAAGAUUCAAUCACACAAUUAAAACAAUAACCGCAAAACCAUAAGUGCAAUUGUAUCAAAAUAAAGUGUAGUUGCAGGUUUCUCGUAUUCAGAUACACAUCCACGGUUACUCUUUCACAAUAUGGGACGGUGGCAAUUUCUUUAGAAACAGAUGCAAUUUCCGACAAAAUUAAGGACUUGCUGUAAAAAUUGCCAUGUUCGCUUCGAGAAAUUGUCAUGCACUGCACAAUAUAAUUGCCGUGAAAAUGUUCAUUUUGCCAUCCUCUCCCAGUGAACUUUCAUUGAAUAACAUUACCCAAAUGUAUAACUAUUUAUUUCUUCCUCUUCUCCAUGUCGAAGAAGAGAUGCAGAGGAACAAGGCCCCUUCUCUAGUCUAGUGCCUUCUCAAUCAAAAAGGAAAAAAAAUAGGUAAGCCUUCUCAAACUAGUAUAAGUGCAUGUGAUAGAGUAGUAGUACAAUACAGACAGAAAAGUAGUAUACACUACAGAAGUCGAAGCCAACAAGAAAAGUGAGAUAAUGAAGCUCAUCUGCGACUUCCCGUCGCCAAAGUCCCUGCCGGACAAGUACGUGUUGCCGCCGGAGAAACGCCCUUGCAACCACGAGCUACAAGGCGACCUCUCAGUCGCUCUCCCCGUCAUCGACCUCCAAGGAGCUCUUGGAGAUGGCCGGCGACAGGUCAUUGGCGAGAUAAUGGAGGCCGGCAAGGAGUUUGGCUUCUUCCAGGCGGUGAACCACGGUGUGGGGGAAGACGUGAUCCAGGGCUUCCGGGAAGCGGCGGCAGAGUUCUUCAGGAUGCCGGCGGAGGCAAAACUCAAGCACUACUCCAACGAGCACAACAAGCAUUGCCGGGUCUUCUCCGGCUCCGUCACGUCCCACACUGACACCAACGACAUCCGCUACUGGCGCGACUGUCUCAAGCUCCGGUGCUACCCGGUCGACAAGCUGAUGCACCAUUGGCCAUCACAGCCAGAAACAUUUCGGGAGCGUCUUGCCAAGUACGCCGUGGCAGUGCAAGAGCUGGCACAAAGGCUCCUGCGACUCAUCGCGGAGGGGCUCGGCUUGGACAGUCGAUUCUUCGAGGGCGACCUCACCGGCGGGGAGACGAUGAUGAACGUGAACUACUACCCGCGAUGCCCCGACCCGAGCCUCACGCUGGGCAUCCGGCCGCAUUCGGACCGCUACAUCCUCACGGUCCUGUCACAGGGCGACGUCAGUGGUUUACAGGUGAAGCACAAGGGACGCUGGAUCGGUGUCCAACCCAUGCACAACGCGUUUGUUGUCAACUUUGGGCUUCAGCUGGAGAUGGUGACCGACGGGGUGCUCACAAGCGUGGAGCACCGGGUGGUGACCAACUCGGCCAAGGCGAGGAUGUCGGUGGCAACGCUUAUCAGGCCGAAUAUGGGCUCCAGGAUUGGUCCGGCGCCGGUGAUGGUGAAUGGAGAGACCAACCAUCGUCCUAAGUAUAGGGACUUCACGGGGAGCGAGCUCAUCGAGGCGUAUGAGGCCACUGCGGGAAAUAGGGAGGCCCUGCUUGAAAUGUUCAGGAUCCAUCACGCCAAGUAGCUAGACCCAACGCCAAACACACACACACACACACACACACACAUCCUUCGACCAUUGUCUUCUUAAGUUCACAGUGCCGAUAGUCCGUAGUUUAUUACCCCAACAAUAAAUGAUUGUUAAAUCGUGUAUGCUGACCGACAUGUGCAGUCGGUGGUUUUGAUUUUCGAUAUUGUUGUUAUAUUUUGCACUGCAAUAAGGAACAGAGUAAUAUUGGAGCUCUAA
Aegilops tauschii subsp. strangulata is the source of this 1844-nucleotide messenger RNA. RefSeq names its product 2'-deoxymugineic-acid 2'-dioxygenase. Lineage: Eukaryota; Viridiplantae; Streptophyta; Magnoliopsida; Poales; Poaceae. The record is from RefSeq and is a predicted model, not a curated record.